AUGUUUCAAUUCGCCAACGUUUCGAAAAAGACUUUACUUUCUAAUUCAGCAUUCGCAGCCCGCAGAAUGCUCACUGCCCAAGCUGUUGUUUUCACUGAACACGGUGAACCUAAAGAUGUUUUGUCUACUCAAACCUAUACCAUUGACGAAAACAACCUAGCUGCCACGGAAGUUGUUGUACGGACAUUGGGUGCUCCGGUAAACCCUUCGGAUAUUAAUCAGAUCCAAGGUGUCUAUCCCAGCCAGCCCGAAAAGACCACUGCGCUCGGAACCUCAGCCCCGCUGGCUGUGGCGGGUAAUGAAGGCUUGUUUGAAGUUCUCCAUGUUGGAAAGGACGUCACUGGGUUUGCUCCAGGUGAUUGGGCCGUGCCUACGAGCGUAAACAUGGGCACAUGGCGCACCCAUGCGUUAUGGGACGAGGAACAAAUCAUGAAGGUGCCAAAUCCAGCGCAGUCGCAGGAGCGGGGUAAGACUCCGCUUACGAUUGCCCAAGGAGCAACACUCUCGGUGAAUCCGCUCACUGCGUACUUGAUGCUAACAAACUAUGUCAAGUUGCGCCCAGGAAAGGAUUGGUUUAUUCAAAAUGGAGGCAAUUCUGCAGUGGGAAAAUUCGCUUCGCAGAUGGCCAAGCUUUUGGGUUUCAACUCGCUCUCUGUGAUUCGUGACCGGCCAAAUUUGGAAGAAGUUGCAACAGAGCUUCGUGAGAAGUAUGGUGCAACUAAGGUGAUCACCGAGGAGCAGAACAGUCUGAGGGAGUUUUCUGCCGAAGUCAAGCUGUGGUUGAAAGAGACAGGUGGCGAAAUCAGGCUUGCCAUGAACUGUGUGGGAGGAAAAUCUUCCACUGCUGUGGCACGCAAGUUGUCACCCAAUGGUAUCAUGUUGACCUAUGGUGGAAUGUCGUACCAACCAGUGAUUUUACCCACCUCGCUUCACAUUUUCAAAAACAUCACUAGUGCGGGAUUCUGGGUCACCCAGUUGUUGAAGGGCAACCCCGAGUUAAAGCGCGACACCAUGGACCGUGUGAUUGCAUGGUAUGAGGCGGGCGAGCUUGUUGAUUCUCCUUCCAUUGAGAAAAAGUAUGAAGGUGAUUUGGCAGAGACUUUCAAACGUGCUGUGGCAGACAGCAAGGAUGGAAAGCAGAUUGUGACCUUCUAA
This is a messenger RNA of Clavispora lusitaniae ATCC 42720, 1155 nucleotides long. It is a transcript of the gene ETR1, whose product is annotated as Etr1p. Gene Ontology annotation, cellular component: mitochondrion. The record is from RefSeq and is a predicted model, not a curated record. Gene Ontology annotation, biological process: fatty acid metabolic process. NCBI's taxonomy places the organism in Eukaryota, Fungi, Ascomycota, Pichiomycetes, Serinales, Metschnikowiaceae. Gene Ontology annotation, molecular function: trans-2-enoyl-CoA reductase (NADPH) activity.